Xylaria bambusicola is the source of this 5934-nucleotide messenger RNA. RefSeq names its product peptide synthetase. The transcript has a single exon. The record is from RefSeq and is a predicted model, not a curated record. Gene Ontology annotation, molecular function: catalytic activity; phosphopantetheine binding. The coding region runs from base 388 to 5676 and encodes 1762 amino acids. NCBI's taxonomy places the organism in Eukaryota, Fungi, Ascomycota, Sordariomycetes, Xylariales, Xylariaceae. Gene Ontology annotation, cellular component: cytoplasm. Gene Ontology annotation, biological process: amino acid activation for nonribosomal peptide biosynthetic process; secondary metabolite biosynthetic process.
CUACCAACAUCCACUCCUGCCAUCAUGGGUUAUCUGAUCCGGCUCUUACUUAUCAGAUCCGAGCCAAAAACGGUCCCUAGCCGGCCGGCUUCGGGUCGUCUGCGUCGCAUCAGCUUGUCAAAUGCCUGCAACCCACCGAGCCCACUCACAAGGUGUGGGUUACCUUGAGAAAUCUGCCCCGAUGAGGCGCGUACGACAACCCCAAUCCGGAAAGUCCCCUUCGCGAAGAGGGACCGCUGUCGGUACCAAUGGGAGUACCAAUGGAUAGGUAUAAGCCGGCUGAACCCUUCAUAUAGGUAGGCUAUGCGUCCUAGGUCAAUAGCUCCCUGCGUCGUUUCUCGCUUGCCUCUUCACUCACUCAACGGGGAAUCGCUUUAGCUAGUAGCCAUGGCCGCUUAUGCUGGAGUCGACAGCUUCAAUGACGCCUUCCUUGCCGACGAGGGCGCCUCUAUUGGCCUAUCGACUCCCCCUACCGAUGUAGAAGCAGACGGCCUUUCUGCUGAGCAACUCGAACAGUUAUGGACCUGGAACUCGCCCCUUCCCCCUACUCUGGCGACCUGUAUGCACGAUAUUAUCAGGGAGCAGGCACAGAAACAACCGCAGCAGAUUGCCAUCGAAUCCUGGGAUGGUCGCUUCACCUACCGUGAUGUCGACUCGCUAUCCGAUCUGUUUGCCACAAAACUGGUUGCACUAGGUAUGCUACCAGGCGCCGUUGUGCCUUUGUGUUUUGAAAAGUCUCGGUGGACUGCUAUCGCGGUUCUAGCUGUCAUGAAAGCAGGAGCAACGUUUGCACUUACAGAUCCUAGCCAGCCCGAAGGGAGGUUGCGAACCAUCGUUGAGCAGACCGGCGCAACUGUCCUCGUCACUUCGAGGCUUCAAGAAGACCUUGGAUGUCGCAUCGCACCUAAGGCGACUCGCCUCACUUUGACCCAACAACUCCUAGACGAAGUCCAGACGCCUUCAGCACUACCCACGGUGCCACCAAGCACAAAUCUCUACAUACAAUUCACAUCAGGCAGCACUGGCAAACCUAAGGGUGUGAUAAUAUCUCAUGUCAAUUAUACAAGUGGUGCGAUUCCUCGUGCAGAGGCCGUCGGGUAUAAGGCACACUCCAGGGUUCUUGAUUUUGCAUCUUACGCCUUUGACGUGUGCAUUGAUUGUAUGCUCUGUACACUAUCAGUCGGCGGUUGUCUAUGUAUCCCCUCUGAUGCUGAUCGGGUCAAUGACCUGAGUGGUGCUAUCCGCAAGAUGCAUGUGAAUAUGGCUCAUAUGACACCUUCUGUAGCCCGUGUCCUCGACCCCGACAUUAUUCCCUCCCUCGAGGUUCUGGGCUUGGGAGGUGAGGCCAUCUCCGCCGGUGAUUCUGCGGUUUGGAGCAAGACCACAAAAGUAGUCAAUGCCUACGGGCCCUCUGAGUGUACGGUCGGCUGCACCGUAAAUAGCGAUGUCGGCGCUGAAUCCCAUAAGCCUCAUAUCAGCAUCGGGAGAGGCGUAGGCGCCGCAACUUGGAUAGUCGAGCCAACAGACCACAACCAUCUCAUGGCCAUCGGCGAAGUUGGUGAACUUUUGAUAGAGGGCCCGAUAGUAGGACCAGGUUACCUAGCCGAGCCGGAAAAGACUACAGCGGUGUUUGUGAAUAAUCCAAAGUGGCUGCUUGCUGGGGGUCCCAAAUAUCCAGGUCGCGAGGGAAGGCUAUACAAAACUGGCGAUCUGGUCAGAUACGAUACUGACGGCACAAUUAUAUUUGUCGGACGCGCCGAUCAGCAAGUAAAACUGCGCGGUCAGCGAAUCGAGCUUGCAGAGAUUGAAUAUAACAUGCGGGACAAACUCCCCCCAGGUACACGCAUAGCGAUCGAAGUCAUCAAGCCCGCAGGGUCUUCAGGUGAACCUUCCUUAGUCGCGUUCAUCUCCGACAAGGCAGGCUUAGUAUCCGAAUCUGAGUCUCUUCUGGGUACUCACUCCUCGCAAGUUAGAGAUGCGCUUACGACCAUGAACAGCCGCUUAUCACAUGAUCUUCCCAUAUACAUGAUUCCCGCAGUUUACAUCCCCUUGUCGACCAUGCCCUUAUUAGUUUCUGCCAAGACAGACCGCAAGCGUCUACGAGAAAUAGGGUCUUCACUGAGUCGAAAGGAUAUUGCUGGGUAUGCGGCGGCCGCCACUCCGAGGAGAGAGCUUUCCACUACUAUGGAACUGGAGCUAGCUGAAGCAUGGCGCAAGGUACUCGGUACUGAUAUGGACCUCAGUGCCUCCGACAACUUCUUCACAAUAGGCGGAGACUCGCUCCGGGCGAUGAAGCUAGUAGCUGAAGCGCGGGCCCGGGACAUCUCCCUCACGGUUGCCGGUAUCUUUAGUAAUCCAGUAUUGUCCGAAAUGGCCCUGGUAGCAAAAGCCGGUGUCAAACAUGGUGCGACCGAAAUCGCGCCCUUCUCACUUCUUGAUGCCCAGUGGACGGAAGAUGCUGCGCGCGCCCAGUGUGCGGCGUUUUGCGGCGUCGAUGCUCAUGAAAUCGAGGAUAUUUACCCAUGUACACCACUUCAGGAAGGUCUUAUGGCUCUCUCUGCCAAGAUCAGUGAGGCGUAUGUGGCGCAACGUGUGAUAGAGCUCGAGAGCGGGACCGCCGCGCAGGAUCUAUUGCAAGCGUUCCGCAGCGCUUCAGUCGAUUGUCCUAUCCUUCGCACCAGAAUUGUUCAAGUCCCUGAGCAUGGGCUGAUGCAAGUGGUUGUCAAAGACGACUUUACGUACGAAGCGACGCCUGGAAGAAGUCUUAAUAAAUAUUUGGAGGAUGACAUGAAAAUCGCCGUUGGUCUCGGCAAAGCCUUAGUUCGAUAUGGAGUAAUUUGCAGCGAGGAGAGCCAGGGGAAAGCAUACUUUAUCCUAACAAUGCACCAUGCCCUCUAUGACGGUUGGAGUAUGCCUUUGGUGGUGGACCGUGUCAACGCAGCGUACGAUGGGAAGUCGAUCGAACGACCGGCACAGUUCAAGCACUUUAUCAAAUACUUGCUCGAGAUGGACAGAAAGGAAUCGGAGGAGUACUGGCGGGAGCGUCUCGCCGGGGCUACCGGCGAGCAGUUCCCCGCGUUACCGUGGCCAGGUUACCAGCAGCAAGCUGAUUCCUUACUAGAGCACUAUGUUCCCACUGGGAAAAUCACAACGGGGAUGACAGUGGCUACAAUUAUUCGCGGUGCUUGGGCUUUUCUAGUGUCGAGAUAUACCGCCUCGGAGGAUGUCGUGUUCGGCGAAACUCUUACAGGACGAAAUGCUCCCAUCCCCGGCGUUGAGGAGAUUGAGGGCCCGAUGAUCGCCACUGUGCCCGUUCGCGUCGCCGUAGAUCCAGAUGUGACAGUAGAAGAAUAUCUGCGAGAGAUUCACGACCAGUCUGUUACCGCUAUUCCACAUGAGCAUUUCGGCCUGCAGCAUAUUCGACGCCUCAGCCCUGAUACCCGAGAAGCCUGUGAGUUACGGACGGGCAUAGUGAUGCAUCCGAGCACCGAGAGCGAAGAUAUCGGUCAAAAGGAGAGGGGACCAGCAGAUGGAUUCGUACCCGCGGGUGACACAGAAGCGGCACAGGAAGCUCUCAAGUUCAAUACAUAUGCGCUGAUGCUGGUUUGUUCGUUGGAUCCCCAAGGCUUCCUCAUUAUGGCUAGUUUCGAUUCGAAAACGGUAUCUAUGCCGCAGAUGAAAAAGAUUCUUAUUCAACUUGAACAAAUUACCAGACAGCUCAUUGAAAACCCUAGCCUGUCAUGCAGCAAGCUUGAUAUGGUGGUAAAUGAGGACAUAAAUGAGCUUGUGCAGCUUAGCCGCACUGGUGGCUCAAGCUUAGCUGGCUCGCCCUUAUCCAUCUCGGAAUCCGCUAUCACGGAGACCUGGAUCGUGGACCCUUUUCAAUUGCAGCACCUCGUGCCUGUUGGUGCUGUAGGGGAGUUGCUCGUACGGAGUAAGGAUAGUCUUUCGAUGGAGCAAGUCAGGAAUCCUGAGAGAAUAAGCGAAUUUCUCGACGGUGUUCUAUAUCGAACGACGCAGAUGGCGAAAUACACGGACGAUGGCAAGAUUAUCAUCGUGGACAAAUCAAGAGGGCAGGCCUCAGCGCCUAGCUUUAAGCAGAAACGGGUAGCUGUUAAUUCGACGAAGCAGAAGAUUCUGCGCCAGGUAUGGAGCAGGAUGCUAUCAAUAAGCGAGGAAGAGAUCGGGCUCAACGAUAGCUUUUUCCAACUGGGCGGUGACUCGAUCGGGUCGAUGAAGGUCGUGUCGGAGCUGAGGGCGAAGGGCAUGGAACUGACGGUUCCUGAGAUCUUCAAACAUCGCACCCUUUACGAAAUGGCCAAGGCUGUAAAGGAAAGAGACGCGCCGGCUUCAGAAGUGAUUCCGCUCAACUCAACCCCUUUCUCCUUGCUCGAUGUCGACGACGCAAAGGCUUUCAUAGCUGAAAAUGUUCAGCCAAUGCUUUUCCAGGAAAAUCUUAAGAUCUUGGACGUCCUGCCCACGCGACCUUUACAACAGGUUGCUGUUAAAGGUACAACAGAGCUGCCUCGGUAUUCAGCCAGAUACGAGCUCUUCCACCUCUCCGGACCCGUGGACACUACCAGGCUCUUCCAGAGCUGCCAUGAUCUAGUCGCUAAAAACGAGAUUCUAAGAACAGUCUUCGUCGAAGCCGCCAGCAAGUGUUACGGCGUCGUCCUCGAAGCACUGCCUGUCGCCAUCGACCAAUACGACAUCGCGGGGGAUAUCAGCUCAUUCGUCCACAAAUUGUGCGAUUUAGAUAUCCAGACCCGUAUGCCUCUCGGGUCCCCUUUCGUCAAAUUCUUCUUUGUCCGGGGCGAAGGCGAUAGCAGUUGUCUGAUCAUCCGCAUCUCGCACGCACAGUACGACGAGAUCUGCCUCACGGGGCUCCUGCGCCAACUCGCCGCCUUGUACGACAGCCAGCCGACGCGAAACUCCGCCCCGUUCUCGUCCUUCGUGUACUAUGCUGUGCAGAAGGGCAUCCCGCAAAGUAUCCCUUACUGGCGGGAUUUAUUAGAAGGCAGCGCACUGACGGUCCUCCGUCCGGAUCUGCCACUCACUUCGAAGACGCCUGCGGCUUUGACUCGCACCGUCGAUAUCGCUGCUCGUCUGAAGGACAUUACUAUCGCCACUCUUCCCACAGCGGCGUGGGCGCUCUGUCUUGCGCGCCGCCUCGGCUUGCGCGACGUCGUCUUUGGCGAGGUCGUUAGCGGGCGUAAUAUCGAUCUGCCUAAUGCCGAUGCCGUCAUGGGGCCUACAUGGCAGUACGUGCCCGUGCGCGUCAAGUUCGAAGACGGCUGGACGGGUCUGGAUCUGCUUGAACACGUCCAGUACCAGCACAUUGCGAGCGCGCAGCACGAAUGCAUGGGCCUCACGGAGAUCGUACGCGACUGCACGGAGUGGCCUGCGAGCGUCGACUGGUUUGAUUCAGUUGUCCAUCAGGACGUGUAUCACGUCGAGGAGCUCACAUUCGGCGCCGCGGAAUGCAGACUCGAGACGGUCUAUCCGCAUCUCGAGCCGCUUAGGGAGUGGAAGGUGCAGGCUUUUGUGAAGGGCGAUAGUUUGACGCUGGAGAUUGUCACUUUUAAAGACUGGAUUGGUGUUGCUGGGGAGCUUCUGGAUGAGCUGGAGGGUAUUAUGACGGCACUGGUUAGGAGGCCCGGGGAAUUGCUCUUUUGAGGGUUGAUGGUGAAUGAUUGUGAGGAUGUGGAUAAUUGGAAUUUAAAAGCUUACUUUGUAUCUUGGUUAUUAUAUACUUGUCAUUUUUCAGCUUUCUUACGUAGAAAAAUAUGAGUUGUAACGAUUAGGUGCCAUAAGCCCCUUUUUAUUGCUCUAUGUAUCGGUUGUGUUUUGCGAUACUAUACUUGUGUUGCACUAAUCUAGGAUAUUGGAAAAACGGUCAUAUGAUAAAUAAAAUAUCCACGAGGCGGGCGGUGG